CGCCAACCAUCCAAGACGCACCAUUGAAAAUAUUAUUUCAAUAUGAAACUGUUAGUAGUUGCUGCUAUCCUCGGUGCCUGCUCAGCAGCCCGUCUUGACAAUGCCUACCUCCCUCCUAGAGGAGGCGCAGGUGCAGGUUAUGGUGCGGGAUCUGGAGCCGGAGCUGGUGGUUUCGGAUCAGGUUUCGGUAAAGGCGGAGCAGGCGGUAGUGGGUUCGGUGGUGCCGGUGCCGGUGGUUACGGCGGAGCUGGCGCCGGUGGGUUCGGAAACGGUGCUGGUUUCGGAGCAGGAGGAGCAGGCUCAGGAGCUGGUGCUGGCUCUUAUCAAGGGGGUUUCGGAGGCAGGAGCAACUCAGCUGACGCUAAUGCCCAGAUUCUGAGAUUGAACAACGAAGUCACGGCCGAAGGAUUUUCUUACGAUUUUGAAACUUCCAAUGGUAUCAGAGCUGAUGCGUCUGGAGUAGCAACCAAUGGUGUUCAAUCUCAAGGCAGCUUUGCUUACAAGGGUGAUGAUGGCCAAGACUACAGCAUCACUUACACAGCCGAUGAAAAUGGCUACCAGCCACGUGGUGCCCAUCUGCCAACUCCUCCUCCCAUCCCUGAGGCUAUCUUGAAAUCCCUGGAGCAGAACGCCCGUGAUGAGGCUGCUGGUAUCAUUGAUGAUGGUUCAUACCGCGGAGAAGGCGCUGGCGCUGGAGCUGGUUCAUAUUCUGGUCAAGGAGGAUACUCUUCACCAUCAAACCAAUAUGGCGCUCCCGCUCGCGGCUUCGGUGGCUCUGCUGGUGGUUCCUCCGCCUUCAGUGGCUCUUCGGGUAGCUCAGCUUUCGGUGGCUCCACUGGUAGUUCAAGCUUCGGUGGCUCAUCCGCAUUCAAUGGUGCUGCUUCUCGUCAAUACCUGGCCCCCAACGCUGGACCCCGAGGCUCUGGCAACGGCAACUUCAACUCCCAAUCCGGAUACCGCUACUAAACGAGGGACAAUGAAAUAUAUUAGCUCAGUUUUAUCUUAAACGAAUCCUUUGAAAUACAUAGAAAUCCUUUGAAAUAUAAUGGAAAAUAUGAAAACCACCGAAUUUUCUCACUGGAUAACGACAACAAAAAAAACAUCAUAUUUCGUGAUCACAAAAACUUAGCUAAUAAUUUUCCGUGAAGAUAAAUUGUUAUUUUAUUUUUAGCGCCCUCUGUUGAUAAUGAAAAACAACGAAUAACGCUGUGAAUCGUUUAUGUUAUGCCCUGUAUAAAUGCUAGGCAGUAUCAAAGAACUUGGCUUUGCACUGCCAUGCACCUACUCAAUACUCAUUAGUCUAUUUACAGAGUCUUUUCCCUCUCAUCUUCAUUAAUGAUCUCAAAUAACAUUCUGCACUCUUACAUUUCAUUUCUUGUUAAAUAAUUUUACAUAUAAGCUCUAGAUUUUAAAAGGCUAUGUAAAUGGACAGUUCUAGAAAUAAGUUGAUAAAAAUGUAUAAAAAAAAUAAUGAACAUUAGUUUAUAACAAAUUGUAAAUAUGAUACGUAAUGAAUUAAAGUUGUAAAGCAAA
Nymphalis io (European peacock) is the source of this 1533-nucleotide messenger RNA. Its product is annotated as pupal cuticle protein 36-like. Gene Ontology annotation, molecular function: structural constituent of chitin-based larval cuticle. The record is from RefSeq and is a predicted model, not a curated record. Gene Ontology annotation, cellular component: chitin-based extracellular matrix. The transcript has 3 exons. Bases 43 to 966 code for a protein of 307 amino acids. Lineage: Eukaryota; Metazoa; Arthropoda; Insecta; Lepidoptera; Nymphalidae.